GAUCGGACGGUCGAGGAAAAAAUUGUUAAAAUGAGCAAAGUAUGUAUGACGACGGGUGGGAGUUAGCGUGUCAAAAAAGCCCCCAAAAAAUUGACGGAGGUACGCGCGCACCAUGAAUUUGAUACUGACUGCUGAGGUAACGAAGGAGUGGAGAGUGGUAGUGUAGGCAGAGUAGGCCACCCCCCUCCAACCCCCCACCACCUUUUGCCAUAAAUGUGCAUUCAGCAGCAUCUCCAAGCGUCCUUUCCUCUCCUUUACCAAUCCUACUCCAACUUGCUUUUCCCUUCCUUCCUUCCCUUCCUCCCACCCUCCCUCACAGACACCCCAAGAAACCUACAUCUCCAUAACCCAAAAUUCCAGUUUCUCUUUUUUAUAUUUUCCUUUUCUUUUAAUCUCUUUAUUUUUUCUCUCGUUUGGGUUUAUUUUUGAGAUUGGGAUGCAUAGGCUUGUUGUUUGAAGGGUGUUCUGAAUUUGGUUUUGUUUGGUUUGUGGGAUUGUAUGAGAGAGAGAGAGAGAGAGAGAGAGAGAGAGAGAGAGGGAAUGGGAACUGAGGAAGAAAAGCAUGAUCAUGGUCAAAGUUCAUGCCAGGGGCAAGGAGAAGUUGAUGUGCCACUUGACAAGGUUGAAGAUUCAGUAGUAGUUGCUGAAGAAGCACCCCAAGUUCAUCCAUGGAAGCGACAAAAUCUCCACCUGGAGAUACCCACGAGAACAUCCGAAGAUUGUGUUCAGGAUUUUGUUGCAAUAAAGAUGCCUCCAACACCGAGUCCCACUCCUAGGAAAGUAAAUUUUCUCUUGACACCUGGUUCUGUAGAUGGAAGAAUGAGUGGAUCGCCAGGGCCCUCUUCAGCUAAAGGCAAAUCAUCUAUAAAAUCUCUUUUACCAAAACUAAGCUUCAAGUAUCGAAGUACUGCUGAUGCGGAGAAGGCUUCCAACCUAGCUUCAGAAGGUUCUUCUACAGGAGUUCGGGAAAAAGCUUCCAUCUCAAGGUCACUGUCUCUCACAAAAUUAUUCACACCGAAGAUGAACAGAACAUCAUCCCUACCUGUAACUCCAAUGGCACUUGCACUCCGAGAAUCUGCACACGGCGGAAGUGUUGGUGGCUCUCUGAAUUCAAUUAGGAAAGAAUCCAAAAGACAGAUAGCUCGCUCACUUUCAGUCCCAGUCAACCAUAAAGAAAUGAACUUAAGGAGGAUGGAUUCAUUUUUUCGUGUAAUUUCUUCCACUCCUCGAGUCAAGGAAGGAGAUGAUGUAUCGAUUAGUUCCCCAACAGCAGAUGCUGGGAAAGAUGAUGAUAAUGGUGAAGACAUAUCUGAGGAAGAGGCCGUCUGUAGAAUUUGUCUUGUGGAACUGUGUGAAGGGGGUGAGACUCUCAAAAUGGAAUGCAGUUGCAAAGGUGAACUUGCUCUGGCUCACCAAGAAUGUGCUAUUAAAUGGUUUAGCAUCAAAGGUAACAAGACCUGUGAUGUGUGUAAGCAAGAGGUUCAAAACCUGCCUGUCACUCUAUUACGAAUUCAAAGUGUUCGAGCUCGAAAUGCUGGUGCAAGUUUAUAUGGGCAGGAAGAUGCUAAUGGGUACAGGGUUUGGCAGGAAGUGCCUGUGCUUGUCAUUGUCAGCAUGCUUGCCUACUUUUGCUUUCUUGAGCAGCUCCUCGUGGAGAAGAUGGGUACUGGAGCAAUUGCCAUCUCUCUUCCAUUUUCAUGUGUACUGGGUCUCCUCUCAUCCAUGACCUCAUCAACCAUGGUGCAAAGAAGAUUUGUCUGGGUUUAUGCAUCGGUUCAGUUUGCUCUGGUGGUUCUAUUUGCACAUAUAUUUUACUCGAUGGUCCGUGUGCAAGCAGUUCUUUGUAUUCUCCUCGCAACAUUUGCUGGGUUGGGAGUUGCGAUGAGUGGGAGUUCCAUCAUCAUCGAGUUCUUGAGAUGGAGAAGAAGAUGGCAAACUGCAUCCGAGCAACGUCAGAUGUCCUAAUUGUCGACAUGAGUCACAUGACUAGAUCAGUUGCCAGGAACCAUAAAUUCACACAGGAGUCCAAUCUUUUAUUGUAAGGUCAUCAAUGGCUGACAUCACGUGAUUAAGCUUAUAGCGGAGAUUUGAGUUUCGAUAAUUUUUGUAUAUAUCCUGGAAUUUUGUAUGCUUCCUAUGUUUAAUACAAGAUUUGAGAUUGUAUAGCCUCAAGAUAGCAGUGUUGGUACCAAGUAGUGAGUAAUUAGACGUAUUGUUGUUAGAUCAAAUGAAGUAUUAGUUUCUGUACCCGUACUCGGAGUUUCAAGUUAGAAAUUACAGAAAUACAAACUUAUUUUGUAUGGUA
This is a messenger RNA of Malus domestica (apple), 2305 nucleotides long. RefSeq lists its product as uncharacterized. NCBI's taxonomy places the organism in Eukaryota, Viridiplantae, Streptophyta, Magnoliopsida, Rosales, Rosaceae. Gene Ontology annotation, molecular function: zinc ion binding. The record is from RefSeq and is a predicted model, not a curated record.